CGAUGUGGGAUGUUGAUCCAGGAACAUGUCCUACUUGGCAAAGUCAUGCCGUGCCUCCAGUGUCACCGAUAUAUGAGUAAGAGGGUCAAAGUUCAGGUUGUAAUGUUAUGAGGAAAAAGUAUGUCCGAUUGUGGGUAUACUGCAUGCAGCAGUGUGCACUUUUCAAGGGCAGCUGCAGUACCUGCUAAAAGUAAGAAGAAGAAGUAUUCGGAAGGCACCAUCUUCUUGUUCUUCUUCUUGUUCUUCGAAUGUUAAGAUGCUGCCAACCACAACAUCAGCUCCACUGUCUUCUGUUGUAUUAGUCUGGUAUAGUGUCACAGCCAUGUCGAAGACCUCGCAGCAGAGCUCAUACCUGGUCCUAGAGAACUUCAUCGGAGGGAAGUUCGUCUCAUGUCGGAGUCACAUCGACUCCUAUGACCCGUCCAUCGGAGAGGUUUACUGCAAGGUGCCUGACAGUGGCAAGGAGGAGGUGGAGGCAGCGGUGGCAGCAGCUAAAGAAGCUUUCCCCGACUGGUCUGCCCGCAGCCCAGAGCAGCGAGCUCAGAUCCUCAACAAGCUGGCCAACCUGAUCGAUGAAAACCUGGAGGAGUUCGCCCAGGCUGAGUCCAGAGACCAAGGUAAAACAGUGACAUUCGCACGCACUGUGGACAUUCCCCGCUCGGCAUACAACUUCCGCUUCUUUGCGUCAUCGCUGCUCCACCACACCAAUGACUGCUCCCAGAUGGACCACAUGGGCUGCCUGAACUACACCAUCCGCUGCCCCGUGGGAGUGGCCGGUCUGAUCAGCCCCUGGAAUCUCCCCCUGUACCUGCUGACCUGGAAGAUUGCACCUGCAAUUGCUACGGGCAACACAGUGGUGGCAAAGCCCAGCGAGAUGACCUCUGUGACUGCCUGGAUGAUGUGCAAGCUGAUGCAGCAGGCUGGUGUUCCUCCAGGAGUAGUCAACAUGGUAUUUGGCACGGGCCCCAAAGCAGGCGACGCCCUCGUGGGCCAUCCUGACGUCCCUUUAAUCUCCUUCACUGGCUCCACGGCAACUGCCCAGCACAUCACACAGCGGAGCGCCCCCUACUGUAAGAAGCUGUCCCUGGAGCUGGGAGGUAAAAACCCUGCCAUUGUGUUUGCUGAUGCAGACCUGAACAACUGCAUCCAGACCACGGUGCGCUCCAGCUUCUCCAACCAGGGUGAAAUCUGCCUGUGCACCAGCAGGAUUUAUGUAGAGAGAAGUAUUUACUCUGAAUUCCUGGAAAAGUUUGUGGCUGCAGCCAAGAAGUGGACGACAGGCGUGCCCUCUGACCCCGGCAACAACAACGGGGCGCUCAUCAGCAAAGAGCACCUGGAGAAGGUACGUAGCUUUGUAGCACUCGCCAAAUCCGAAGGCGCCAUCAUCCACUGUGGCGAGGGGGUUGACCAGCUGGACCUCCCUGAGCGCAAUGCCAGCGGCUACUUCAUGCCUGCCACCGUCAUCUCAGGCGUGUCUGACAGCUCCCGCGUGAUGCAGGACGAGAUCUUCGGCCCCGUCACCUGCAUCAGCCCCUUCGACACAGAGGACGAGGCCGUCUCCAAGGGCAAUGGCGUGCGUUAUGGUCUGGCGGCCACAGUGUGGUCGCAGGAUGUGGGGAAGGUUCACCGGGUGGCCAGGCGGUUACAGGCAGGUCUGGUGUGGACCAACUGCUGGUUGGUGAGAGAUCUGAACCUGCCCUUUGGAGGGAUGAAGAACUCUGGCGUGGGGCGGGAGGGAGGAAAGGAUUCGUACCACUUCUUCACCGAGGUGAAGACCGUCACCAUCAAACACUGAGGGAGGAGGGAAGGAGAGAGAGAUGUGGAGAAAGUUCUGUAGUUAAUCUUGACAUUCAUCAACCUCUGUCGGCAACUCUCAGGAAUUUCAAUAAGUUUCUGUUCCCACCCUCUCGGAUUACCAGAGCCUGUAAUUAAGUCACAUUUAUAGAACACAAAAGUCAGGAAAAGUCACAGUGGAACAACACAAGUGAAUUACAGCCAUUCAAUAGAAAUGUCAAGUUCAGUAUCACAGCAUGAAACACUGUCAUAUUCCCACCUUUUUCACGAGUUCUCCGCUGAAUAUUUUUGAACCACUGUCUUCGACCGUGCAGCGGCAGAGUAAUGUGUGUGUUAGGGCUUCAAAUCUGAAAAAGUCCAGACCAGACAAGGUCAAACCAGAUAAGGCAGGAACUCAUUUAUUUCCCAUUUCAAGCAAAGAAGUCAAGAGUACAAUUUGUGAAGCAGGAACAGGAGCUUAAUCCAACAUCCUUUAAAAGUUUACACUGCAGGGUCGUGUCCUGCAUGACAGUUCAGGGACGAACAGCGGGCCUCAUUCACCAACCGUUCUUAUGCAGGGUUCAUACGACACACUGAAGCCCCGUUUCCACCGAGUAGUACGGUACAGUUCAGUUCGGUACGCUUUUUUUCUGUUUCCACUGUGAAAAGUUGUGGAUGGUACCAAUGGAACUGUUCCGUACUGUCCCCAUUUUUGGUCCCCCCUCUGUUGGGGUACCUAGCACACAGAUCUGGUACUAAAGGUGGAGCUGUGAACACUGCAGUCUGAUUGGUCAAUAGAGGACGGUCACUCUGCUCAGGGCUGAGUUGUAGCUGGUUUUGAGGCUCAUGUAACCACUGUUCAUACUGUGGAGAGUUUUAUUAGUAAACUGUUACUGUAAAAUGAAAGGAUGUUUUGCUGCCUCUCACAGCAGCUGGAGUCGGAGAAAAAGUAACUUAAUUCACUGGGCCGACUGCCGGCGACUUUUAAGGUGGAACGAUAACUUGUAAUGUUACUCAGUGCAUGAGAUGACGACGUGAAUCCAUCAACACACCUUAAAUUUCACUGUGACAACUUUGACCAUCACUUCAGUUGUUUUCUUCUGUCUCUCUUUGAUGACACAGACUUCAGUAAUGAGUAGAACUUAAGAUGUUUAAAAACAUAUAUUAAUUUUGACCAGAUUACGUGAACUGCAUAUAUUCUAAUCUUCAUGUGCAAAAAAAAAAAAGCAUUGUGGAGCGUUGUUCCUGUGGGCUCGGGCAACACUAAACCCCUGAGCUUGCCUGAGAAGGACUAAAUGCACAAACCCACUGUUCUUAAAUAUCCCAUGGAGAGAGACUCUCACUGCAGCCUGUUUGAUUUUGUUCUGAAAAUGUCGGCGUGCAGCCUCGUUCUGUGGACGAUAAACGAGGUGCAGACUUCCAUCUGUGUCACCGGUGAUGAGGAAAUACAGUGAGUGCUGGAUGGAGCAGUGAGCGACAACAACCCCGCCCACAUUUAAGAGUACUGUUUGCAGUGGAAACGCUAGGGUCUAGCUACCAUGUCUGAAGGGUUACUGUUGGUUCCAAAGGUACCAUACUGAAAGUGUUUGGUGGAAACGGGGCGUAUGUUUGUCCGUUCCAAAAGUCACUAUGUCAGAUUAGGCGAUUAUGGAGUCAUAAAAUCUUGCCGUGUCUUUGCCAACAGACAUGACAGACACCUUGAUCCAAGAGCAGUCAUUGCUGAUCGUCUUUCAGGACAUGUGUGACGUCAUUGUAAAGUGUUUUUGUCCUAUUUUUAUCAUUAUUAUUAUUAUUUCAGUCACUGUGUCUGUUCAUGUCCCAGCCAAACUGUCGUUGUAGUUAUGUAACAGGCGCCACCAGAUAGCAGUAGCUACAUGUGAAGUGCAGCUUGAAAGCCAGGCAAGUCGCUGAAUUCUCCACAACAAGUUCCUGCACGUGUCAAAAUAAAGAACGACUCACCGGGGUGCUGAAGUGCCUCUGCUGUCCACACCAGUAUUUUUUCUUUUCUCACCGUCGUGAUAGUUCCUCGAGGAAACAGCAGAUGUGUCGUCUUGUAUUGCUCAGAGCAUUUAAACACCUUGAUAACAGUCUGAAGUCAUGUUGUCCCUGACUCGUUGCUGCACCUGAACGUCCCUUCACACUGCUAAAAUAUUCCUGACUAUGGCUAUCAAAUGACUUUUCAGACUAAUCUAGGUCACUCUGCGUGGACAGGAACUAAUGGUUACAACCCAAUAACGUAUUACAAAUUACAUGUGAGGAAAAAAUAUACAUGCAUUAUGUGAAUUAAUGAAAAGUUUAUGACCAUCAACUAGUCCGCCAUGUUUCUGCAGAUAUGAUUUCAACUCAGCAACUGGUGCACCAAAAUUUUCACAUAUUUUCAGAGUUGUUGUUUAGGGGCAUUUACAUGAAUUUUCCCCGUGGAAAACUAAUUUUUCCAAUUAUUCCGAUACCACAGGGUAAGUUCUUGCAACUCUUCUUUGAUUUCUGUGUGUUCACGCUAUCCUGCAGUCUCAUGCUCUUUUAUGGGGAGUUGCAAGGUGUUUACCUCUGCCAGUUGGCCUCAACUUGCACGUACUGCACUUAUGAGAGCGAGUCAUCAUAAUAAGAACACAGGUGCUAAUUAUGCAGCUUUAGAACAAUCCAUGGAUCUGACGAAGACUUCUUGGGACCCUUUCUAAGAUGAAUUUUAUGAAAAAACUUAGGAGGAUAUUGGUGAAUGAGGCCUGCAACUCUGCAAAGACGUCAUGCAAACAAUGAUAAUACUAAAAGAAAAGUAAAAAACGUUAAUAGUGAAGGUGAACACAUAGAGAACUGGUACAACACACGCCUCAGGCUAACCUAACCCAAAAAGCAAAUCAUUGUCUAAUUGACCUAACGUCUGUACUGGUAUUUCUUCAGCUGUGUUGUAACACGGCUGUCGUCCCACAUUAAAACACCUUACAUAAAUGA
Messenger RNA from Epinephelus moara (kelp grouper), 4722 nucleotides. RefSeq names its product aldehyde dehydrogenase 8 family, member A1 (gene aldh8a1). The transcript has 8 exons. Lineage: Eukaryota; Metazoa; Chordata; Actinopteri; Perciformes; Serranidae. The record is from RefSeq and is a predicted model, not a curated record. Gene Ontology annotation, biological process: retinoic acid metabolic process. Bases 257 to 1795 code for a protein of 512 amino acids. Gene Ontology annotation, molecular function: retinal dehydrogenase (NAD+) activity.